Raphanus sativus (radish) is the source of this 2222-nucleotide messenger RNA. RefSeq lists its product as uncharacterized. The record is from RefSeq and is a predicted model, not a curated record. Bases 170 to 2029 code for a protein of 619 amino acids. Lineage: Eukaryota; Viridiplantae; Streptophyta; Magnoliopsida; Brassicales; Brassicaceae. The transcript is spliced from 4 exons.
UCUUUUCCCUUUUACACACUUUAACAUAACAACACUCUGUACUCCAAAUACAGCAACCGUCACUUUCUUCGAAUUUCCCCAAUUCUCUUUAUCUUCUCUUUUUUUUUUUCACUAACGCCAGUGAAAUGCUUUGAAGCUCUGUAAAGAGAUCUACGAUAGUUUUUUGAAAAUGCCGAGGCAGAAUCAAACGGUGGAGAAUCUGCUACUCCUGGGGAAAAUCAGGAAACGAGGAUGCUCCUCUCCCACCUCCUCCACUUCCUCCGUUCUCAGGGAAGGUUACCGUUUCAAGAGAGCGAUCCUCGUCGGAAAAAGAGGAGGAUCCACCACUCCUGUCCCCACGUGGAGGCUCAUGGGCCGAUCUCCCUCUCCCGCCGCCGCUGCUUCUCCGGGACACGCGCCGUCGUCGCAGUGCGGGAGCAAGACCGGGAAAUUACCAGCUGCUCCUGUUUCGGCGAGGAAGCUGGCUGCGACUCUGUGGGAGAUGAACGAGAUGCCUUCGUCCAGGGAAGAGGCGGCAGCGGCGCCGCCUACGAGUAGGAAAGGUAGGAAGGAGAGAAUCCCGCCGCAGCUUCCUCUUCCUCCUCCGCCGAGGUCGGCUCGGUCCGGCUCUCUGCCGCCUCACCUCUCUGAUCCGUCUCAUAGCCCUGUCUCUGAGAGGAUGGAAAGAUCAGGGACUGGAAGUCGACAGAGAAGAGCAUCCUCUACUGUGCAGAAGCUUAAGCUUGGAGAUCACAAUGUGGGGGCUAGGGAUCGUAUCAGCAAUGCUAGCUUCAUGGAUAUUGAGACAAGAUCACGGGCGGAGACACCGACUGGGUCGUCAACUCUUGGAGUCAAAACACGUUUGAAGGAUUGUAGUAACGCUCUCACAACAUCAAAAGAGCUUCUCAAAAUCAUUAACAGAAUGUGGGGUCAAGAAGACCGCCCAUCUUCCAGCAUGUCCCUCGUCUCUGCUCUUCACUCUGAGCUCGAGAGAGCUCGCUUACAGGUCAACGAGGUUAUCCGCGAACACAAACCGGAACACAACGACGUUACCUACUUGAUGAAACGUUUCGCUGAAGAGAAAGCAGCGUGGAAAAGCCACGAGCAGGAAGUAGUCGAGGCCGCGAUAGAAUCCGUCGCUGGCGAGCUCGAAGUGGAGAGGAAACUGAGGAGAAGGUUCGAGAGCUUGAACAAGAAACUAGGCAAAGAACUAUCCGACACAAAAGCAGCUCUGAUGAAAGCGGUGAAGGAGAUAGAGAACGAGAAGCGAGCGAGGGUGAUGGUCGAGAAAGUCUGCGACGAGCUAGCGAGAGACAUCAGCGAAGACAAAGCCGAAGUGGAAGAGCUGAAGAGAGAGUCUUUCAAAGUCAAAGAAGAAGUCGAGAAGGAGAGGGAGAUGCUGCAGUUAGCCGAUGCGUUGCGCGAGGAGAGAGUGCAGAUGAAACUCUCGGAGGCUAAGCACCAGCUCGAGGAGAAAAACGCAGCUGUUGAUAAGCUAAGGAACCAGCUCCAAACCUACCUCAAAGCUAAAAGAUGCAAAGAGAAGACCCUUGAACCACCUCAGACUGAAGAGUACCUGAACCACCACCACCACAUGGGUUUCGGUUCGUAUAACAUCGAAGAUGGAGAAGUUGAGGACGAAAACGAAGAAGAAUCAGCCGAAAGCGAUCUUCAUUCAAUAGAACUCAACAUGGAGAACAAGAGCUAUAAAUGGCCUUAUGGAGAAGAGAACAGAGUAGGGAGAAAGUCAACGCCAAGUAAAAGUCUUUCUUUACAGAGAAGCAUAUCGGAUUGUGUUGAUUGGGUUGUACAGAGCGAGAAGCUUCAAAAAAGUGGAGAUGGAGGACUGGACUGGGGAAGAUCUGUUGAGGCUGAGCCUAAAGGUUACUUGGAUGAAACGCAAGCUUAUAAACCGAGCAAGGCUUCUUCAAAAGAUCAUCUCCUCUCGGGUCCAAGACUAAGUAACUUCCGUGGUGGAUCUGUUUUGAAGUCGCGGUUGUCGGAUGCAGCCAAAGGUGAGAACCAGAAUGCUAGAAAAUCAAGAUGGUAAUGAGGUAAAAAAGGCAGUAAAUGUAUUCACAUUUUGGGAGCAGAGAUCUGUAGAAUCUAAAGACUUUUACAUGUACUAGUGAUCUACAUUGUCUCUUGUACCCGCUCGUUUUGUCAAGAGUGAUUUUCUUAUGUAAGUUGACAAAAAAAAACUUUAUUAAAGUUUUGGACUGAAAAUGAUCCAAAAUAUGUAA